GGUAAGUGAAGUCAGAAAGGCAGCGAGGCUGAUUUUCUACAUUUUCUCCGACUAAAAUGCGAAAUACCUACUGAAUGUGUUCGAGAACCAACAAAGGGCUUUAAUACGACGGUAUUUCUCAGACUCUACAUUAAAAUGUGUGUUUUCUGUGUGUUUUUCAGGUAUGAAUUCGCUUUGCAGAAGACUGGCCCGUCAAGGACUUUGAGCAGCUCUACUCAAAUUCAUAUUUUUUUCUUCAAGUAAUGGACAUUUGAUUACUAUUUUUGCCUCCAGCUUGUUCCUGAAGGAAAGGCUAGCUUUCAGCCCCACCCAUAAGAAGUAUUCCAUUUGAUAUUAAAACCAUGAAGGAAGGUUGACGGUAUAACAUUGAUGAAAUAAGAGAUAUAAGUGCCUGAAAAGCACACUCUAAUACACCCGAGACGCUGAGGACCUGUAGUGUCGAUAGUAAGUUGAUUUUGAAGUUAAAUUGAAUCGAGAUCAAUCAAGUGCAGAUGGUCGUAGACGCUGGGCUGGUUAGCGGUAGCUGGUUAGCCGGCACCGUAAGUUAGCGUGGUUCUUCUCAACCAUUUGAAUAUAGAAAGCUUCUAGAAUGAGCUCACACAGGAAAGUGGACGGAGGCACGAGGCUCCGUUUCUUUGUGUGUGAGACGGAAUGGGCGAGUUGUAUAAAUAAAAAAGUUACGAUAGUCAGUAAAUUCGUAAAUUAUCCAUAAGCAAUCUAUUCAUAAAGAUUGCCGUAGACACAAAAAACCCAAUUCCAGUUCAUGAAGUCGGACUUUUUGCCUGCCAGAUCGUUUUAUAGGGGCUGCUUCACGGAACGAACACAAACUGCAAUCUAUACAUAAAGAUUGCGUUAGCUUGAGGAUUGCGGACAGAUUUUAUGAAGCACCGUGUGUGUCGAUAAUUAAAGCACAGGGACUUCCCGAAAGCAUCACGUACUCGGCAAUCUGUGGAUAAAGAUUGCAGGAUGACUCAAGCGACGUGCUCCUUCUAAACACAAACAGUCGGGAUCUUGAAAAAUGGCGGACUGCUUGUGGUUUGCUUUCCGUCGUCGGGCAGCUCCGGGGGGCUGGCCGUGUUCUCGGAGCAACCUUUGGGAGUUUUUACAAAACUGACAAGCAGAAAAGUACAGACUGCCUGGCGCGCGUGUGGUGCUCGGUAACUUGUUUUCUUCUCGAGCAGCACGGUCUUUGCUCGGGGAGCCAUUGUUGCUUGUGUGGGAUUGCUUUCGUUUGCCGUCGUGGUGGAAGUGGUUACCGGGGGAGGGCUCUGAUUAGCAGGCGGCUCAGCUCCCCCCGCCCCCCCUCUGACAGGCCUGUUCUCCGCUGUGACCACAGGCUGUGCCCGUUGAACUGCCCUCAUAACCGGUUUACAUUAUUUUGUGAUCGUUGUGAAGUCUACUAGUACACAACCUUUAGUCAAUUAUAAUAUUUUAGAAGGCGUGGUCCUAGUUUGUUUUCCAUAAUGUUCCAGUGAUAGAUGUCGUGACACCACAUUAUGGCAAUGCACCAAUAAUGCUCUUUCCCCCACUGAUCCAGGGCCGUGAUUAACACUGAUUGUGUGUAUAUGUGUAACGAUUGUGACGUUUACAGGAAGUGGGUUAUUUGCAGUGUUGUGGAGGUCUGAGACUAUAUAUAACUUCUACUCCAACAGUUUUCCGGAUAUGGCUGGAGGACCGGUGGACCCCAGAGAGAUUCUGAAGGGUGUGGAGGCUCUGCUGGGGAAAGAUGGAGAGCUGCGCAGCUUGGAGGGAGUCCCAAAGGUGUUCAGCCUGAUGAAAGCUUCUACCAAGAUGGUCAGUAGAUGUAUGUACCUGAGCAUCCUGCUGCAGACCAAAUCCCAUGAUGUUCUGAAUAGGUUUAUCAGAGUUGGUGGCUACAGGAUGCUUAACGCCUGGCUCACCUACUCCAAAACCACCAACAACACCCCCCUAUUGCAACUCAUCCUGCUCACACUGCAGAAGCUGCCUCUCAAAGUGGACCACCUGAAGCAGAACAACACGGCCAAGCUGGUGAAGCAGCUGAGCAAGAGUGCCGACACCGAAGAGCUGAGGAAGUUGGCGUCUGUGCUGGUAGAAGGCUGGAUGGCUACCAUCCGCUCCCAGAGCGUGUUGAGCAGCGGCAGCUCUCCUGCUGAUAAGAAAAAGAAGAAAGAGGAGGGCAAGGUUCUGGUACGGGACGUGAAGGAAAAGAGUGGAGAAGAGGAGAAGAAGAAGGAGAAACCUAAAGCUCAUGCACCCAGCCAUGCAAAGAUUCGCUCCAUAGGAUUGGAGAUGGACACUCCCAGCCUGGCCCCUGUGAAGAAGACGCCCAUCGCCCCACAGCUGGGCGACAAGUACAACAUCAAGCCUCCAGUCCUCAAGAGGCUAAGCUCUGGUCCACCAGAUGCUCCACCUCUGGAGAAAAAAUAUAAACCACUGAACACCCCCUCUAACUCUGCCAAAGAGAUUAAAGUCAAGAUCAUUCCAGCACAACCAAUGGAGUGCACAGGGUUCCUGGAUGCUCUAAACUCUGCUCCAGUGCCAGGGAUCAAAAUCAAAAAGAAGAAAGCCAGUGCUUGUCCUACCCCUAGUACCAAGGCAGUCUCCCCCACAUCUAACAAGGGGAGUCCAUCUGACAGCAAACAAUCUGCGUACUCUUCAUCUUCCGCUAAACCGUCAUCUCCAGAAACGGCUGCUUCCAUCACUCCUGCUGAUGAAACCCAGGAGCCGGAGCGGCCUGGGACCCCCGUUCCUUCUGAGGAGGCUGAGGUCUCUGACAACGGUGAGAAGCCUAAUGCUCUAGCAGAACCACGAGGAGAAGAAGAGAGCUUGACCAAGAAAGGCAAGAAGAAGAAGACAGUCCACUGGGCUGAGGAAGAGCAGCUCAAACACUACUUCUACUUUGACCUGGAUGAGACGGAGAGAGUCAACGUCAACAAGAUCAAGGACUUUGGUGAGGCCGCUAAACGAGAGCUGAUGAUGGACAGGCAGACGUUUGAGAUGGCCCGCCGCCUCUCCCAUGACACCAUGGAAGAGAGAGUCCCCUGGACCCCCCCGAGGCCCUUCACGCUGACCGGCAGCUUGGUCAUCUCCGGGGCCAACAGCACGGAGAAACUCACCCAGAGAGACCGUGAGAUGGGCAUCCUGCAGGAGAUCUUCCUCAGCAAAGAGAGUGUGCCUGAUACUCCCCAUGAACCCGACCCGGAGCCUUAUGAACCGAUGCCUCCCCGUGUCAUUCCUCUGGACGAGGACUCCACCAUGCAGGAGGACGGCUACGCUGAGCCCAUGGACACGUCGUCACAGCAGGGCUCUGCCAUGGCCCAGAACGAGAGCUCCAAGCUCCCCCCCGUCCUGGCCAACCUCAUGGGCAACCUGAGCAGCAGCUCUCUCUCUCGUAGCCCGCAGGCCACACCCACAGUCACCAACCCUGUGCCUGCCACUGUCAACGUACAGGAGCUGCUCUCAUCCAUCAUGGGGGCUUCUGGUAACCAGUCUACUGAAGACUUGAUCAAGCAGCCCAAUUUCUCAGACAAGAUUAAACAGCUACUGGGCUCUUUGCAGCAAACCCAGAACCAGAACCAGGGGGGACCUCCACCAGUCAACCCGGGUUUGCUGGGCCACGGUCCAGGUAUGAACAACAUGAACCUGCACAUGCAGAUGCCCAUGAACGGCGGCUACCCACCCAACAAUCCACCCGGCGGUCCUCGCUUCAACCACCCUCCACCCCCUCACAACCACGGCCCACCUUUCAACAGCAGUGGAGGCCCACGCAUGAUGGGGCCGCCACCGGGCCAGGGCCGAGGAGACAAUGGCAACUACUGGGGAGAUGAAUCCAUGAGAGGAGGGCCUCACAGAGGGGGCCACUUCCACCGAGGAGGACGGGGCCGAGGAGGAGAGCCGGGUUUCAGGGGCAGAGGACGAGGGGGGCCAAGAGGAGGGCACAACAACAUGAAUGACAUGUCCAAGAGGCCAGUGUGUCGUCACUUCAUGAUGAAGGGAAGCUGCAGAUACGAGAGCAACUGUGCUUUCUACCAUCCUGGUGUGAACGGACCCCUGCUGCCCCCCAAUCACCCCGCUAACAACCAACACAACCAGCACCCACAGCACGGACACUAGUGGCACUGCUGCCAACGGGACCAUCUCAGAGCUUUGAUCAACCCCUCACUGUUAGAGACUGGCCUGAAGCAGCCAGCUGUGCUCACGGAAGGCUGGGACACGAUCACUGAUGCCACUGUGUGUUUUUAUUGGGAUCAUUUUUAACAGUGACACUGAACCACUAUGAGCUGCUGCAGCUAGCUACCAUCUCAUCCAUCUCUUUCCACACCCUUAACACGGUCGACCAAACAGACAGAAAGCUUUCACACCACUGAAUUCCUUCUGAUCGUGGCGGUGUGUGUGUACACACUUGUGCUGUGUACAUGUGAUACUGUCUCAUAUUCCCUUUACGUAGGCUCCUUCAGGAGAGUCAGAAAAGUGGCACAAACAUUUAGGAAGCACUUUAUAAAGCAAAUGGCCCACACAGCCAUGACCUGUUAAAGAGGGACCUGAAGACAAACUGCAUGGUGGUCAGAUGUUGGGUUCUUCCAGCAGCUGCUAUUGAAUGAGGAGAAGAAGAAGCCACAGCCGUGUGUCUUACCAUGUGUACCCGUUCCCUCUGCGUCUGUUGAGCAGCUCCAGAGUGUGGGAUGACAAUCAUAUGACAUGGGCAUAUGACUGUUUUCUGUGAAAACGAUGACCUUUGUUUCUCUUGUGGGACUGUGAGAAUGUAUUAGUUGUUGUUUUUUUUAUUUUAUUUUCAUGCGAUCAUGAGAAUGUUAGCCCUUUUUUAAGAUGGGUUCAGUUUUUGUCGGAAUGAAAUGUUUGUAUGAAUACAGAUUACACAUUCACGUCAUAUUUUCCGUUUAAUUAUUUUGUACACAGUGUAUUGAAUAAAUGUCCAAACAUAAAUGCGCUGUGUUUAAUUUG
Messenger RNA from Cyclopterus lumpus (lumpfish), 4944 nucleotides. It is a transcript of the gene ppp1r10, whose product is annotated as protein phosphatase 1, regulatory subunit 10. The transcript is spliced from 18 exons. NCBI's taxonomy places the organism in Eukaryota, Metazoa, Chordata, Actinopteri, Perciformes, Cyclopteridae. The coding region runs from base 1663 to 4095 and encodes 810 amino acids. The record is from RefSeq and is a predicted model, not a curated record. Gene Ontology annotation, cellular component: nucleus. Gene Ontology annotation, molecular function: metal ion binding.